GCUGCUUUCAGAAUCCACCGGUAAACAGGCAGGAGCGGAGCCCAGGGCUCUUCUUCCACCUCCCAGCUCACGGGCAGAAGAGCGAGGGCGAUUCUGCUGUCUUCGGAAAUGUCCCACACACAGAGGUUUUUGGUCACCGCUGUUCCCAGCCGGAGAGACGGGCUUGGAAGCAAUGGGAUGCAGAAUGGGGACAAUAAUGUCAGAGAGACAGAGAGCACUGUGCCCAUACUGGAGUAUCUCAGGGAGCCCAACAAAUACGGAGAUGGAAUUCCCAAAGAAAGCAGUCCUUUCAUCAACAGUACCGACAUUGACAAAGAAAUCAUGUAUGAGGGAAAAAACUUGGCGCUUUUUGAGGAAGAAAUGGACAGAAACCCAAUGGUUUCCUCCCUGCUUAACAGGCUGGCAAACUACACCAACUUGACUCAAGGUGUCCGAGAACAUGAGGAGGCAGAAAACAAUGAGGAACCACGAAAGAAGGAAAUUAAGGCUCCUCAAAUGGGCACAUUUAUAGGGGUCUACCUGCCAUGUCUACAGAAUAUUCUGGGAGUUAUCUUGUUCCUGCGCUUGACAUGGAUUGUAGGAGCAGCAGGAAUCUUUGGAUCCUUCUGGAUUGUCUUCAUAUGCUGUGCUUGUACCUUGCUGACUGCAAUAUCGAUGAGUGCUAUUGCAACCAAUGGUGUGGUGCCAGCUGGAGGCUCCUAUUACAUGAUUUCAAGGUCACUGGGCCCAGAGUUUGGAGGGGCUGUGGGUCUCUGCUUUUACCUGGGAACCACAUUUGCUGGAGCUAUGUACAUCCUGGGAACUAUUGAAAUCCUGUUGACCUACAUUGUUCCAAGUGCAGCUAUCUUCAAAGCAGAGGAUCCCAGCCAAGAAACCCAGGCCAUGCUGAAUAACAUGAGAGUUUACGGCACAUGCACGAUCACUCUGAUGGCUACAGUGGUAUUUGUUGGAGUCAAAUACGUCAACAAACUGGCUCUGGUUUUCCUAGCCUGUGUUAUCCUUUCCAUCCUUGCCAUCUAUGCAGGGGUCAUCAAAACUGCCUUCAGUCCACCUGAUUUUCCCCUCUGUAUGCUUGGAAACCGGACUUUAGCCUGGCAAGCCUUUGAUGUAUGUGCUAAGGUCAGCACUACAGGCAACCAGACCGUGACAACGCAACUCUGGCAACUCUUUUGUGAUAGCCCCUACCUCAACGCCACAUGUGAUGAAUACUUUACUCUCAACAAUGUCACAACAGUUCAAGGGAUACCUGGAAUUGCAAGCCGAGUAAUAAUUGACAAUAUCUGGAGUUCUUAUGGGUUACAGGGGGAGAUCUUGGAAAAGAGAGGAAUGCUAUCUGUGCCUGCAACGGAGAGUGCAACAAACACGGGACUCCCUUACGUCUUCAGUGACAUUGCAACCUACUUCACUAUGCUGGUUGGCAUCUACUUCCCAUCCGUGACAGGCAUCAUGGCUGGUUCAAAUAGAUCUGGAGACUUGAAGGAUGCUCAGAGAUCCAUCCCUACGGGAACACUGUUAGCAAUUAUUACAACCUCUUUCAUUUACUUGUCAUCCAUUAUCUUAUUUGGUGCUUGCAUUGAAGGUGUGCUCUUAAGGGACAAGUUUGGCGAGUCUGUAAAUGGCAACCUUGUCAUUGGGACUCUGGCUUGGCCAUCUCCCUGGGUUAUUGUGAUUGGUUCUUUUUUUUCAACGUGUGGUGCUGGCCUCCAGAGUCUAACUGGGGCUCCUCGGCUAAUGCAGGCCAUUGCAAGGGACGGGAUUGUUCCUUUCCUACGGGUUUUCGGUCAUGGAAAGGCAAAUGGUGAACCAACAUGGGCACUCCUCCUCACAGCUGGUAUUUGUGAGAUUGGCAUUUUGAUUGCUUCCCUUGACAGUGUAGCUCCCAUUCUUUCCAUGUUCUUCCUGAUGUGUUAUAUGUUUGUGAACUUGGCAUGCGCACUGCAAACACUCCUGAAAACACCUAAUUGGAGGCCACGAUUUACAUACUACCACUGGACUUUGUCCUUCCUGGGAAUGAGCUUAUGCCUUGCCUUGAUGUUCAUCUGUUCCUGGUAUUAUGCGCUGGUUGCCAUGGUAAUAGCAGGAUGUAUCUACAAGUAUAUUGAAUAUCGAGGGGCUGAGAAAGAAUGGGGUGAUGGCAUCAGGGGGCUGUCGCUAAAUGCUGCUCGAUAUGCUUUGCUGCGAUUGGAGGACGGUCCACCUCACACCAAGAACUGGAGGCCUCAACUGUUGAUAUUGCUGAACCUGGAUCCAGAACAGAAUGUGAAGCACCCUCGGCUCCUAUCACUCACCACACAGCUUAAGGCUGGCAAGGGAUUGACCAUUGUUGGCUCAGUGUUGGAAGGCACCUUUCUGGAGAGGCACACUGAUGUACAAAAUGCUGAGCAGAACAUCAAGACCUUGAUGGGGCUGGAGAAGACGAAAGGUUUCUGCCACGUAGUGGUAUCAUCCAACCGGCGAGACGGGGUCUCGCACUUGAUCCAAUCAUCUGGCCUGGGAGGAAUGAAGCACAACACUGUGCUGGUGGCGUGGCCAGAGUUAUGGAGGCAAACAGACGGUCCAACAGGCUGGAAGAACUUUGUCGACAUGGUACGUGAGACAACAGCCGCUCACCAAGCGCUGCUGGUGACCAAGAAUAUAGAUUCCUUCCCAACAAAUCAGGAGCGCUUUUCUGGAGGCACCAUUGAUAUCUGGUGGAUUGUCCAUGAUGGGGGAUUGCUGAUGUUGCUACCAUUUCUCCUCAGCCAACACAAGGUUUGGAAGAAGUGCAAGAUGCGCAUCUUCACCGUCGCCCAGAUAGAUGACAACAGCAUCCAGAUGAAGAAAGACUUGCAGUUGUUCCUGUAUCAACUUCGCCUUGAUGCUGAGGUCGAGGUGGUGGAAAUGCUUGACAAUGAUAUUUCAGCCUUCACAUAUGAGCGAACUUUAGUGAUGGAGCAAAGAUCACAGAUGUUGAAACAGAUGCAGCUCUCGAAAAAUGAGCGAGAACGAGAGAUUCAGAGCAUCACUGAUGAGUCCCGGGGCACUACACUAAGGAGGAAUUCUGCACGCGCGGCUUUGGAAUUCCAGGACAGGAAUCCUGAUGUACCGAAUGAAGAGGCCCAGCUGAUACAUGACCGGAAUGCAGCGGGCCACUCCUCUGGCACUGAUCGGCUCGCAGUUCCUCCUGAAGGAGUACACAUGACCUGGACCAAAGAGAAAAUUACUGCAGAAAAGAACAAAAAUAAAGAAUCUUUAUCGCCAGAAGGUGUGCGAGAUAUUUUUAACAUGAAACCAGAAUGGGGAAAUCUGAAUCAGUCCAAUGUUAGGAGGAUGCACACAGCAGUGAAGCUCAAUGAAGUCGUUGUUAACAGAUCCCAGGAUGCCAGACUUGUGUUACUGAACAUGCCAGGUCCCCCCAAGAACAGACAAGGAGAUGAAAACUACAUGGAGUUUCUGGAGGUGCUGACUGAGGGCUUGAACAGAGUCCUGAUGGUACGAGGUGGUGGCAGUGAAGUGAUCACUAUUUAUUCAUAAGGCUGCUGCGUUGUCAUGAAGCACAAAUACCAAAUGUGAUGCCAACAAAUUUCACCAGUGACGUUUGGCUUUUGUGUGUCAGGGGAUGUUUGGGGGAUGGUUGCUUCUGUGUGUCCUUUGCUGCUCGGAUUUUUUUUUUGGUUGUGAUUAGAACAGAGAAGCAUCUUGAUGCUGAGAAGACUUCCACACGUGUUCUGGACCAUGAUGGAGUGACUGGAGUCAUUGCUGCACGGUUUCUUGAUGGAAAGAGGGGGGAUAAAAAGCACUUGCAUCGUGUGAACAGAAGACUCAAGUUUGUUUUCUCUCUCUGAACAAUUCUGUGCAAAUUCUAUAGGUGUAUACUACUGUUAAGAAUGUUGGCAUAUUCUUAGAUGCUUAGUAAUCAAUGGUUAUAUAUCUGUGCUGCUUUCACAGAAACAGUUGCGUAGAAGCCAAGAAAUAUCAGGACCAUUUGGGGAGAAAAAGAUGAGAAUGCAUUUUGCAAAAGUGUUUGUUUUCAUUGUCUAAAUAAAUGCAAAAUUCCUAUUUUUUUUUCUACUCAAUCUUGGUUUUGCCAGGACAAACACACCCGCGGUCUGAACUCUCUCUCCAGGCACUUGCUAGGGCUGAUCACUAGGUGGCCAUCCUGCUCUUUUUAAUCUUACCCAGGAGCUCCGCAUUUGGCGUCUCCCCUCACUGUUGCUCCGUUGCGAUGGGGAGAAGCCUAUCCGAUUGUUGAGAAGCCCACGCUGUUUUGUGGGUACUCUUGUGCCACUUUACUUUUUCGUUUAUUUUUAAACCAGUUUAAACAUGAGUUUAGUUUCUUGAGGGAAGAUGGGCUUGAAUGACAGCCUCAUUUUUACAAACACACGCAGUAUAGUGCAGAUGGCAUGAGUUUUAAUGCUGGAAUGUAUUAUAUAUAAAGUACUUUGUCAAAUACUUUUCUAUAAGUGAAAAGCCAGCAUUAAAUGUAGCAAGGUAUGAAUUUUUAAACUUAGUUUAUGCUGGAGUGCUGUUUCUUAAACUAAGAAACUGUUGUCUUGAUUAAAUGACCAUAAAGAUUAAAAUAAUGGGUAUUAACCUAUUUACUAGCCCAGAAUAGAAGCUGGAUAGGUACUUCAAUUUCCUUUGUUUUCUACAUACUGUACAAAUGUACAUCUGGGAUCUCUACCUCUUCGUUUCCAAUGAGAAUUGGGUGGGUUUCAUACCAAGUUUAUAUAUAAAGGACUGGAUAUCCACCCUACAAGACUUAUCCCUCUGUUCAUGAUUGACACUGCAAGAAGAACUCUAUCUUCUGCAUGAGGAUUUUUGGUACAUAAACUUGUGUGAUUUUCUCUAUGCUAAUGUUCUAAUUGAGAUGAUCUAUCCCAAAGGUUCACUUUAUUUUUAUAGAAAUGAAGAACUGAAUGUGGUACGUUUUUCUUCUGAGCUUGUUUUUUUUUGUUUUUGUUUUUGUUCUUGUUCAGUUUGAACCCAUCUUGAGUUGCUCACUGUAAAUCACCUGGUUCCUGUUUUUCUGACGCUCCCAGUGCUGGAACAUAUUUAGCAGGUGUAUUGUCUCCCUGUAUGGGUUAAGUAAAGUGGUUUAAAAUGUACGAAGAUUUUCCAAAGUGCUUUCACAUCAAGGCACAUGGGCCAUUUAUUUUGACCUUGGCUGUUGGCACAGGCCUGGCUGUAGCUAUGGGCCUGGUCCUGAGUCAGCCCAAGCUGGACUUGCCCUGUGGGCAUAGCUUCUCUGUCACAGAGCCCGAUGAGACCACUUUUGUCAUUCAUGUUAUUAUAAAAUUAACACUUAGUCUCUCAUUUCUCUUGUGUAACUGCUAUGAAUUAUUUUAUACAUUGGUUGGUUCAGCUUCUGUUUGGUGAUGGGACCCUUCCUCCAUAUCCGAUGCUACAUUCAGUCGAUGUUCUGUUCAUACGUAGGCAUCUUGCAUCAAUUUUAUAUUAAUCAUUGCUCUGAAUGCUGGCUAAACUUUCAUAGCUAUUCUGAGGUGAGAGAUCUGCAAGAUUCUGCACAGAUUGACCUUUAGUGAAUCCCGUUUCACAAGUGGUGACUUUUUUUUUGUCUUGUUGCUAGGUCAUUUCUAUUAGGUAAGAGAAAACCAGAAUGCAGUAUUUUCUGUUCACCGGCUUAUUUGGAUAACUUAACUGUUCAAAAAACAAAGUCCGUCAGCUUGAUUGAAGUAAAAUCAACUCAAACGUUUGCCAUAUAUAAAAAAUUGACUGUUACAAUUUGUUGUUAACUCAAUUGCACUUAUGCUUUGCAAUGAAAUGACCAUUGUUGCAGAAUACUGCGAAGGAGAGCCUUUGAUCUGUGGCCAUGUUUGUGUAUGUUCCACACCUUUUACCGUUUUGAAAGUGUGGGCUCUGAUUUAAAAUUCAUGGGGAGCAUGUGUCACCAAAUAUUUUAUUAAAAAUGUAAUAAGUUUAUGUUCUCUCUGUAGCCCGGUCAGAUCAACGAUGAGCUUUUCUCCCUAAUGGUAAAGAAAUUGGAUUAGGUAGUUUGGGUAACCUUUUAUAGGAAAACACUCCCAUUACUUUGGGCCCAGCUAAUGGAAUUUUCCCAGCCAGGUUGCAUUUUUUUGAGAGGAGCUUGUUCUCUCGUUCCUAAGUUUGCAUUGUACAUGGGAAUGUAUAUACAUAUACUUGAUGAUGAAGAGAGAGAUCUGGAGGGUCUAAUUUGUAACAAAAGCUUCUUAAUUCUUUUGCAUCAAUCCUCCAUGUGCUAGAGGUGUUGAGAUUGGAGCUGUCUGCAUACCAACAGAUUUGGGAAAUUGUAAUCCAGCUAUAGGUACUUGACAAAACUAUAUAUUGGCAGAAAGCUUUGGGAGGUUACGUUGUGAUUUGAGAUUGAGACUACAUGUGUAAAGUUCCUUUAGCGAAGCACAGAUCACUGGGAGCUGCAGUUUUCAAACAAAAGUUUUUCACAGGCCCUUUCACACAUGCAUAAAGAAUGGCCAAGUGAUGCACUGAAUAGACACAUUUGGUGUGAAGUUGGUCUUUUAUUUCUAGUUCUUUUUUUAAGAGUCUAAUUUUUAAAAUUACCAGCCUUCGUAUAUUAGUUGCAUCUUUUGAUGAGUAAUUUAAACUAGUUGUAAUCACUACUCAUGCCAGUUUUGGUGGGGUAAUUUAUUUGGGCUAUGUUUUAUUUUCUGUGGGGAGGUGGGAUGAACGGAACAGGGUUUUACAAAAAGACUGGUGUAAGUGUAACUAAAACUUAGCAAAUGUUACAAUUGUAUAAAUAACCACAUGUAUUUAACAACUUGACAUUAUGAAAUUAAAUUUCCAACCUUUCUAAAGA
Messenger RNA from Rhincodon typus (whale shark), 6793 nucleotides. RefSeq names its product solute carrier family 12 member 7-like. The record is from RefSeq and is a predicted model, not a curated record. Bases 109 to 3513 code for a protein of 1134 amino acids. Lineage: Eukaryota; Metazoa; Chordata; Chondrichthyes; Orectolobiformes; Rhincodontidae. Gene Ontology annotation, biological process: cell volume homeostasis; chloride ion homeostasis; chemical synaptic transmission. Gene Ontology annotation, molecular function: potassium:chloride symporter activity. The transcript has 26 exons. Gene Ontology annotation, cellular component: membrane.